This is a messenger RNA of Microtus oregoni (creeping vole), 3451 nucleotides long. RefSeq names its product RAD21 cohesin complex component like 1 (gene Rad21l1). Lineage: Eukaryota; Metazoa; Chordata; Mammalia; Rodentia; Cricetidae. Gene Ontology annotation, biological process: synaptonemal complex assembly; replication-born double-strand break repair via sister chromatid exchange; mitotic sister chromatid cohesion. Gene Ontology annotation, molecular function: chromatin binding; protein binding. Bases 176 to 1825 code for a protein of 549 amino acids. Gene Ontology annotation, cellular component: cohesin complex; synaptonemal complex. The transcript has 14 exons. The record is from RefSeq and is a predicted model, not a curated record.
UCACGCCCCCUCCCUCUCACGUGCUGAGCCCCUCGUAGCCUUCGUCCACCCGGCAGCCGCCAGCCGCCAGCAGCAGGAGAUCGGCGCCUGGGAUCCUCCGCGUGUCGUGUGGGGCUUUGCCGCCCUCGGACACCGCACUGACAUUUGUUGAAUAUAAUUAAGGAAUAUAGGCAACAUGUUUUACACUCAUGUGCUUAUGAGUAAACGAGGGCCAUUGGCCAAAAUAUGGCUUGCAGCUCACUGGGAGAAGAAACUCACAAAGGCGCAUGUGUUUGAGUGUAAUCUGGAGAUAACCAUUCAAAAAAUUCUCUCCCCCAAGGUGAAAAUUGCACUCCGAACUUCAGGGCACCUUCUUUUGGGAGUUGUUCGAAUCUAUAAUAGGAAGGCAAAAUAUCUUUUGGCAGAUUGCAGUGAAGCAUUUCUUAAGAUGAAGAUGACAUUUCGCCCAGGACUGGUUGAUCUCCCAAAAGAGAAUUUUGAAGCAGCUUACAACACUAUCACAUUACCGGAAGAAUUUCAUGAUUUUGACAUCUAUAAUAUAAAUGAUAUUGAUGUUUCAGAGCCCCUUGCUCAGAACCAAAGCAAACCAGAGGAAAUCACACUUAGAGAAGAAUAUAGCAAUGAUCUGCUUUUCCAAGCUGAGAGUUUUGGAAAUGAACCUGAAAUCCUCAGAAGACAGAGCUUAUUUGAUGUCAGUGUAUUAAUGAACUCCAGUGGUCUUGUAGUUGAACAUAGUUCUGGAAGCCUCAUUGAGGAAAAAUCUUUGUUCUUUGACAAUGGAGAUGGAUUUGGAGAUGAAGGAGCUGCAGGAGAAAUGAUUGACAAUUUGUUGCAAGAUGAGAAUACCCUUUUAGAAGACAUAAAUUCAAACAAGGAAACUUCUCUGCCUCCUGAGCUUCCCAGUAGUAUAAUAGUAGAACCAGGUAAUUCAGAUGACCAGUGCCUACCUGAAGAUGAAAAAGUAGAUGAAACAACAUCAUCAGAUGAAGAAGAAAGGCUUACUCUUGACCCAAUUGAUGGUUUAGUAAGAGACAUUGCUGAGAGAAGGAAAAACAAAAAGAGGAGGUUGCUCAUAGAUCCAGUCAAGGAGAUAAGUAGCAAGACUAUGCAUAAGCAGCUUACUUCCUUUGUUGACACCCUCAUGGUUCUGGACCUUGCACCCCCCACACAAAGAUUGAUGAUGUGGAAGAAGAGGGGAGGAGUGGAUACACUUCUAUCAACUGCUACCCAGGAUCUGAUUCAUGAUGAACUGAAAAAGUUGUUUGCAAGAUGCUUCCUGUCCUCUGACUUAAAACUUAUACAGAAGGAGUCAGUAAGGAAAGAAGUGGGAACCAAAAACAUUUUAGAGCCCUCAGUGACAGAAGAGCCGAGUUCCCAUAGAGACUUAGAUCAGCUCCAGGUUUGGAAUGAUGUGACUGAUGGAUCUACGGGUAGCUUUCAGCAGGAUAUCACUAUGAAUAUUAACUCUGAGGAUAUCUUUGAUAUGGCUUCUCCAGCUGCUAAGAGAUUAUCUUCAAUGAAUGCUUCCUUGGCCCAAGAAAAUUGUCCAGUUGAAUUGGAGUCAUCAGUUAGCAAACAAAAUACUGAGGCAGAGAAAUGGAAUCAACAAUUAUUUCAGACAUUAAAUGAAUUACGGGAAUACAAGAAGAUGGGGAUGCAGUCUUUUAGUCUGAUAAAGCUAUGCAGAAAUUGUGACCGGAAACAGACAGCUGCCAAAUUUUAUACCUUUCUUAUCCUAAAAAAACAUCGAGUUAUUGAACUGAGCCAGAGUGUUCCCUAUGCAGAUAUUAUAGUUACAGUGGGACCAAUGUUCCAUAAGAUGUGAGAGAGAUCCAGAGCAUGCAGGUGUGUGCCAUCACUGGCACUGCUGCAUAGACUCCAGUUUGCUGGAGAAGCUGUCUGGAAGCAGCGGGUGUCUGGCCACUUCACAGACAGGCUGGCCUCCCAUUUUCUAUCUAGGGACAGAGCAAUCACAACCAGAAUUGGAAACCUAUGUGGGGACAGUUAAGUCAUUUUUAACUUAACUGAUUUGAAUGUAUGCAUUUAUCAUUGCCACAUCUAAACACAUUUAGAUUGUGUUUAUGGUACAUGAUAAAACAUAGUGUACCUCCAGGAAAUAUUCAAGAUUGUUUUGUAAAGACUGUUUUACAUUGGAUUAUUAAAGUUUGUGGAGUUAGUGAAUAGUUAAUAUUUUCUUACUUGUAGACAUUAGUUUAUUUGAUCUGCUUUGUAGCAUCAUUGAUAGUACCUAAUUCCCUGGAUUUUAAUCUAAUAUCUUAGUUAAAGAACUAUAAAACUUGUUUUAAAUUACCAGAGUUACUUAAAAUCUGGUUAUGGGCCAUUUAACUUUUUCAUUUAAUAUUUAAUAACUUUUAUGGUCACCGUUAAUGUUCUAGCAAAACCAAAUCUGCUUAUGUUAAAAAACAAAACAAAAAACUGGCAGACACUUGUUAAUGUUUUAUCUUAGUAAAGACAACUGCAAAAGAUGCUCUUUUAAUUCGUGUGUAUGGAACAUUUUAGACAGCAAAAGCAUUUGUUUUCUUAGUUGAUGUUUGAGUCAAAAUUUUUCAUAUGCUCUACGAACUUCAAAAUACUCUAUAAAAAGUGGCCUAUGGCACUGUAAAUAAUGGUGCUGGGUUACAUUGUAAAACAGUUCAAUUCUAAAGAGAUUCUUUGAGUAUAUUUAAGAUACAAAUAACAGAGUUGUCUUAAAUAUUUUUACUUUCAAAUUAAUGCAGAAAUUAAUUGGCUUGAUUUUUGGUGUACAGGCCUAUAAUUUAUAUAUUUAUGUAAGUGUGUGUGAUAUAUAUCUCCAUCACCACAGUCUAGACAUAGUCAGACCACCUUUAUAAAAUCCUUUUCAGGGAGCUGGAGAGAUGGCUCAGCAGUUAAGAGCACUGACUGCUCUUCCAGAGGAUCCAGGUUCAAUUCACAGCAUCCACAUGGCGGCUCAUAACUGUCUGUAACUCCAGUUCCAGGGGACCUGACACCUUCACAUCAAUGCAUAUAAAUAAAUAAGUUUUUAAAAAUCCUUUCCAGGUUAUCCCCUUGUGGUAGUCCCUCUAUUCUAAUAGCUGGCCACCAUUCUCCAUGACUACACUUUUGUCUCUUUGGAAAUGUUAUAUAAACGGAAUUAUGUAGCAUGUAACCUUCUGAGCGUGGUUUCUUUCACUCAGUGAAAGAUUCAGUGAGAUUCAUCCAAGUGCUUUCAUGUAUCCGCAUUUUGUUCCUUUUAGAAGCCAAGUAGUAUUCUGUUGCCUAGAUAUAUCAGCUCAUUUAUACUCUUACCCAUUAAAAGACAGUUAUUUCCAAUUUUUAUAAUUUUAGAGCUAUAAGUAUAUAUAGUUUUAUACAAUUAAAAGUGUUUAUUUCUCUGAGUAGCAUUUCUAAGUCAUGUAAAUGCAUAUUUAAAUUUAUAAUAAAUUAUUUGCCAGAAGUUAUACCAUUUUGC